Messenger RNA from Rotaria sp. Silwood1, 663 nucleotides. Lineage: Eukaryota; Metazoa; Rotifera; Eurotatoria; Philodinida; Philodinidae. The record is from the annotation of a GenBank genome assembly.
AUGCUUUUUCUUUUCAUAGAAUCUAUUGGUAUAUGCUCUGAUGGUGAUAAGACCACCUACAGAACACUUUUCUUGAUUACAUUUGGAUCAGGUUUAAAUACAUAUUCCCAAAAAGUGCCCUCUGAUUUUAACGUCACUACAUCUUACAGUCAGGUAUUUGGUGGUGGUUUAUCAUCUGAUCAAUUUGGUUUUGUGAAUGCAGUUCCCAGUGGUAAUCAGUUUUGGCAUAGUGGAGCAUUAGAUCAUACAUUGAAUGAUGCAAAUGGGUACAUGUUUCUUGUCACUGUGAAUACUGGCAAUCUUCAGCUGAUCAGUUACAAAAUCAAUAAUCUUUAUAUUGGUUUACAAUAUGAAUUUACCGCUUACUUGGCAAAUGUUUUCACAAAAGCACGUAUUAGCGGUUUUAUUAUAGAUGUUAAUUUUGAAGUUCGAGCAGCUACAACUAAUGGUCCUUUACUCGCACAAUAUAAAACAAUAGGACUAACUACGUAUGAUAGCAUGACUUGGUCAAAGCAGAGUGUUUCAUUUACAGCUACACAUAGUUCAGUAGUACUAUUGAUGAUUUCAACCAAUGGAUUUAUUAGAGGAUAUGGUUUAGCCAUUGAUGAUAUCGAAUUACGUGGUUGUUCUACUAUGGAAUCUUCUUUCUCUUCUACGGGUUAG